AAGGAGCCAUUCCCGAGCGCGAGAGUCGCUGUCCCGCUUCCUCGAGUGGCGAGCGCUGCCUGCGGGAUGGGGAGAGGGAGGAUCCGCGCUCUGGCUGUGAGCGACGUCCGCUUCCCCACGUCUCUGGCUCAACACGGGUCAGAUGCCAUGCAUCCAGAUCCAGACUAUUCCGCAGCCUACGUGGUCAUAGAAACGGAUGCUCCCGAUGGCUUGAAAGGUUGUGGCUUUACAUUUACGCUGGGAAAAGGCACAGAAGUGGUUAUCAGUGCAGUCCAUGCACUGUCAAUUCAUAUCAUUAAUAAAGAUUUGGAUGACAUAAUCAGUGAUUUUCGAGGCUUCUACAGACAGCUCACCAGUGAUGGGCAGCUCCGAUGGAUUGGUCCCGAGAAAGGAGCUGUGCAUUUGGCCACAGCUGCCAUUUUGAACGCUGUCUGGGAUCUUUGGGCCAAACAAGAAAGAAAGCCUCUCUGGAAACUGCUGGUUGACAUGGACCCCAAGCAGUUGUUAUCUUGCAUAGAUUUCAGAUACAUUACUGAUGCAUUAACAGAAGAAGAAGCUUUUUCAAUUCUUCAAACUGGUUUGGCGGGAAAAAAAGAACGGGAAGAACAAAUGUUAAAAUAUGGCUACCCAUCUUAUACCACAUCAUGUGCCUGGCUAGGUUAUCCAGACCGCUCCCUAAAGCAGCUAUGCACUGAAGCUCUGAAGGAUGGAUGGACCAGGUUUAAAGUGAAAGUCGGAAAAGAUCUCCAGGAUGACAUUCGGAGAUGCAAACUUGUCAGAGAAAUGAUUGGUCCUGAAAAUACACUGUUGUUGGAUGCUAACCAAAGAUGGGAGGUAGAAGAAGCCAUAGACUGGGUCACUGAACUAGCUGAGUUCAAACCGCUAUGGAUUGAGGAACCAACUUCUCCUGAUGAUAUUCUGGGGCAUGCAAGAAUUGCUAAGGCAUUAGCACCAUUAGGGAUUGGUGUUGCAACAGGAGAACAAUGCCAUAAUAGAGUGAUGUUCAAGCAGUUCCUACAGGCCCAGGCUCUGAGCUAUCUCCAGGUGGAUAGUUGUAGGCUUGGAAGUGUCAAUGAAAACUUGUCUGUAUUGCUGAUGGCCAAGAAGUUUCAAAUUCCAGUAUGUCCUCAUGCAGGAGGGGUCGGACUUUGUGAGUUGGUCCAGCACUUAAUAAUAUUUGACUACAUUUCAGUGUCUGGCAGCCUUGAAAAUAGGAUGUGUGAAUAUGUAGAUCACUUGCAUGAACACUUCAAGUAUCCUGUAGUAAUCAUGAAUGCAUCUUACAUCCCACCCCAGGUAAUGUUUGAGUUCAAUAUUUAAAAUAUUUUCAGAGAUUUCACCAUGUUUUUAUAUAAAAAUGUAAGGCAGCAAGAGUCAGUUCCAAGAUUUCUUAGCAUUCCAAUUCUGCUAUUCCACACUGUUCAAAGCACUAUCUACCAAUUUGUGUCAGACUGUUUCCUAAAGGAUGUUCAGAUGAGCAUGUACAUCCAUAUUUGCCUCAUAAUUGUACAUCCAUAUUUGCCUCAUAAUCUUUAUAUAUUAGUUACUGAAAUACUUUCAACUACCUUGAAGCAAGUGGGAAAUUGAAGCCUUCCAUUUCACCAUCAAAUAGUGGGGACUACAACUUCCUUUCUUAGCCUAGCCUAAUGUGGAGCAGUGGUUUUACAGAAAAAUAAUAUCCCCCUGCUUGAUUUUGAAGCAAAAAUACAAAUAUAGACAUUAAAUAUUCCCUUCUAUAUAGCUUUCAAGAAUCGUUGAUGAAUCAAAUUUAAUCAAUAAUGCAUUUAGUUCAUAUUGUUAUUAAAAUAUGUACCACAUUAACUAGCCAUACUGAGCACAUACUAGUAGGGCAUGUUUAUUUUUAUAUAUUUAAACAUGAAAUUUUUCUUUCAGGAGGCUGGAUAUUCCUCUGAAAUGAAAGAAGAUUCUGUACAGAAAUAUCUGUUUCCACAAGGAGAAAUCUGGCAAAAGUCCUUGUGUUCAUAACAUAACGUAAAACAAGUUCAUAUUUCAUUUUUUCCCCAAAUGAAGAUAAAAUUCAGCUAUUUUUUUACAUGGAUGUUAUAUUAAGAUGUAGGAGUCAAAUAAGUGCUUUUAGAAAGCUUCCUCUGUUCACACAAAACAAAAAUAGAUUGUAUUGCCAAUGAAUGUCCUUGAUCAGUUUAAAAAUAGGCAGCUUUUAAUAGCUAAGUUUAAAGAAGUUAAGAUGAUUCAUCUGUCUUCGAGCUAUUCCAGAACUACAGGAUUAUGUAAUGGAAGAUUGCACUUUAAAAUGCAUCUGCCAAGAUUAAAUGUUCCAAGUAAAGUUUAACUGCAUGUCGUGAUGCAAUGUUUUCUAAGGUGGCUGUUCCUUUACAGAAAAUAAAGUUUAAAGACUGAAUCUAGAUAUUUAAAUUCUGGUGAACAUUUAACAUAGAAUAGCAGUUGGACCAGUGGUGGGUUGCUACCGGUUCUCCCCGGUUCGGGAGAGCCAGUAGUGGAAAUCUUGAUAGGAGAGCGAACCGGUUCUCUCUGAACGUCAGUUGGGCCCUCCCCCUGCUAUACCUACCUUUAUUUCUUUUCUUUUUAGUUCAGCUAAGGCGCGGCAGAGUGGAUUGCCAUGCCUCAACUGUUUUUUUAGUCAAUGCGCUUGUGCGAUGUGAACCGGUGGUAAAACUGAUUAGAACCCACCACUGAAUUGGAUCAACAGUUUGGACAGAUGACAGUGAUGGUAGAUUGUAGUCAUUAAAACAUACAUCAGUUUUUUUGAAGACAACAGUGAAAACAAUUUAUUCUUCUAGUCAGAAAACAGUUGAGACCUUAAAUGGGGGUUUCAGCAAUAGAUGAUGAGCUAGAUUUUGAGCUAAUGGGUGCACUUGUAACUUGAAUUCUUUCACAGAAUGGCUCUACUGGAAAGGCAUGUUCUUGGUGAGGUAGAUCAGUAGUCUAAUUUCCUGAGAUUGGACUGUUGACUCUUCCUAUAUUAUCACCCAAAUCUAUCUAUUCCAGGCCAGAAAGUUCUUAAUAGAGAAUAUUUCUAUACACUUGCAGAGUAUAGAAAUAGACUUCAUUAACAGAAUCCUGUUAUUCUUACUUUAUAAACUUGCUGUAUUUGAAGUUGAAAUCAUGCGCAUUCUUCUAAAUAAAAAAAUGCUAGAAUACGA
Molecule: messenger RNA, 3143 nt
Organism: Pantherophis guttatus
Lineage: Eukaryota; Metazoa; Chordata; Lepidosauria; Squamata; Colubridae
Source: RefSeq, a predicted model, not a curated record